CAGGCGGAAAACAAUCAGGAUUUUGCAAAGGAAAACAAUUUACGUAAUCAACUGCAGCAUCAAACUAUUGAUGGACGCGGCAAGAAGACUAAAACUACAGUUCUAACCAAAGCUGAAGACGCAGAGGGGCUGAAUAAAAGAAAAGAUUGGACUCAAAUAUUGGACAUUCAUAAUCUCAACGCUGACAACGUGCCUUAUUCUGGUAUUGACGUGGAUAGUGCUAACAUUACUGUAACAAAUGAUGAUGCAUCAAACGAAAAUCAAAACCAUAGCCGGCAUCCACCACGUGUGUUCUCCAAUCCAGUGUUUGGCAUACAGGACAUCCGGAACAAAAGAAAGAAUAAUGUGAACAAUGUUGGUCAUGUAUCUAAUAACGAGACAGCUAAAUACAAUGUUGGUCAUGUAUCUAAUAACGAGGCAGCUAAAGACAAGUUAUAUAAUAGCACCUAUUCUAAACUCGGUGAAAACAUCAGAUCAUUUUCAGACACGUAUAGUGUAUUGCCAGUAAGAAUUAGUGGCAAUGAGGUGCUCAAAUCUCUUGGACAAAACUCGGGCGAUGAUGAGAAUAAGGAAAG
This is a messenger RNA of Lymnaea stagnalis (great pond snail), 575 nucleotides long. The record is from the annotation of a GenBank genome assembly. Lineage: Eukaryota; Metazoa; Mollusca; Gastropoda; Lymnaeidae.